GUGAAUUUUCUUAUCACGGUCAUAUUUUUCUUGAUUGUGUUCGUACGAAGUGAUCUGUGACGCGUGGAAAAUGGACGAAUUUACUUGAACAUCCUCGGCUUGUUUUGCGUAAGAUCGGUGUUUGGCUCGAAGGUGUAUAGGCUGAAACAUAAUCGAAGAGACGAGAAAGGAAAUGGAAUGAAAGAGUGACUGGAGAUUUAACGUUGUGUCACAUUACUUUUGAGAAGAUGAGAGCAUUGGACACAAUUAUGAAUUCAACUUGCGCUUACUGUACACUUGAACCACCCCCCGACAUCCUUCACAUACCCCCGCCACCAUUCCCAGCCAUUCUUCAACAAGGUUCUGAUUUUUAUCCGAGUUCUGAUAUCCUGCCAUUCCCACCGCACUUAAAUGACAGUCCUUGCAAGCAUUUCUGCGACCGACGCUCCGAAGGAGUUCAAUAUAUAGAAAUGCCUCAACAAGGGACUGUUUUUGACGAUACGUGGCUUCUGAUUCUAAUAUCAUCAUGUGUCGGUGUCAUUUUUAUUGGCAUAGUGCUUGCGACGUUGCUCUUAAAAUGCAAAUUCAACAGGAACGGCAAAGGCGGGGUGAUUUCCAUGCCGAAUACAACCUCCAGUAUGCAGACGAAAAAUGGUAGGCUCCAAAACGAGGCAGUGCUCUACCCUUGCGCGGCGGACACCAUGCAAGAUAGUCGGGUUAUGUGGGCUACCCUUACCCCACGCGGGACCACAAGACACUAUUUGGAGGAGCAUACGUACGAAACCAUCGGGGGUGGGCAGUUCCAUAAACGCGCCUGUACGACUACACCAACCGAACAUGUAAAACUCAAGACGUAUGCCGAUCCACCAGCUAUUAGUCCAGUGCAAAAUCGUCCAAAGGAUGACAAAGCUUUUGAUAACACUGCUUUCGUAGAUUAUGAAGAGCCAUUGUCUAUCAAGACUGAAUAUUAUCAGCUCAACGACGUUCUGGAACCGAAUGAAUCCGGGAUACUUACGAUUCAGAGAGGAACUCUCCGUCCGCGCGUGAGUUCCCCGACGAGAAUCGAGCAUCCGAACUUACCCCCGUUAAACCUUCAUCCGCACAAGCGCGCAUCUCGCAAAGGUUCCGGCGCGCAACACACCUCGGACACGCUGUUGAGGAGCAGCAUCACGUCGUCCACUUACAUACCGACCAUAUAAGCGUCCUCUUAUCAUCAUUUUUUUCCAGGGUUUUGCCGAUAAAAGCCCAAGUUACGCCGUGCACCUUCUACAUCCUCGUUAAUAUCAUCGUAUCUAGUCAUUGUAAGCACGCUGACCGCCAAGUAAAAUAACGAUAUAAUCGUGGAACGUAAUUCUUUUUUAUCGAUUGAUAUAACUUGUGAUUGUGAUUGUGUAGAAACGGUAGGUUGUAGACUUAAUAUAGAACAAAUAAUAUAUAUGUUACAUUUGCAUCUUACGAAAUAAAACUAUGCAUAUA
Molecule: messenger RNA, 1455 nt
Organism: Trachymyrmex cornetzi
Lineage: Eukaryota; Metazoa; Arthropoda; Insecta; Hymenoptera; Formicidae
Exons: 6
Coding region: 228-1178 (316 amino acids)
Source: RefSeq, a predicted model, not a curated record